Molecule: messenger RNA, 6564 nt
Organism: Magallana angulata
Lineage: Eukaryota; Metazoa; Mollusca; Bivalvia; Ostreida; Ostreidae
Product: serine/threonine-protein phosphatase 6 regulatory ankyrin repeat subunit B-like
Exons: 12
Coding region: 60-4328 (1422 amino acids)
Molecular function (GO): protein binding
Source: RefSeq, a predicted model, not a curated record
UGCAUUAUAAACCACCGUUAGCGGAUUAUUGUAUAAUGGUAUAUUCGUAACAACUUUAAAUGCCAAAAAAAAUGAAUACAAAUGACAGUGAAGAGUACAUGCUAAUGCAAAACUUUGACAUUUUGAAGACUCAUCUCAAAAUUGAUUGUGCAAGAUUCCUAGGGAAUGUUUUAAAACAGUGCCAUCCUGAUUUCGAGACUUUUAAAGAGAGUGCUACAUUUAGAUCACUUAAUAAAAACUGCCAGGAAGAGAUAUCGAAUAAAAAUAAUUUUGUUUUACGCAUACCUGUGUUAUGUGAAGUUUUGCUAAAAGGAAACCCUUGGCCAGAACACGUACUUGAAAACUCCAAAUUCAGAGCCAUUGAGAUGCAGACUUUUAAAGACGAUAUUGUUUCAUUAAAUCAAAUCUGGAAAACGCACAUAACCGAAAACCACCAUGAAAAGAUAACUUUAAAUAAUAAGCAACAGUUGUGUGAAGAAUUGUCGGAAAUAGGAAUUAGAAUGGCUGAAAGAUUUCCGCACAUUGGACAAACGUACUUAAUGAGUACACAGCAACUUCGACUUAAAGAAUUUGAAAGAGAUGUUUCGACAGCUCAAAUAGGAAAUAAAAAUACAAUGAGUAUAUCAGUUGAAACACAAAUGGAUAAACCUGUUUUCAUUGAACAAAUUGGAAAUAAAAACAAAAUGAUAAUUCAGGUAGAAGAUCGCCGUCAAACGAAACAAUUAGAGCUGCAAUCAACUGGAGAAGUGAGUCUUAGAAUGGUGUUGAGAUCCAAUGAUACUCAAGAGUGGAAAACAAUCACAGAAAAUGCAACACGAAUUGACAUUCAUAAUCUCAAUUCUAAUCCUGUGCUGAAACAAAACCACAUUGUAGUUGACAGUUUUGAAAAAGGUUGUCUGAUUGUUAAUUUUAAAACCGCCCCUGGAUAUCCAAUCAAGAACUGUCUAAAGAUACUAUUCAAUGAAUUGUUUCAAGAUCUGGAGGUCGAGGCUACAUUGCAGAACUACAACGUCAGAGUUGUACAAGUCAACGGAUAUAUUUACUAUCCUGAAAAAUUCCAAAAUGGCAAAACAUGCAAAGACCCAAUUAUCAUUAGACAUACUUCAUGGAGAAACACUUCAACGCUGUUUGAUAUAGAUAUAUACCUUACUAAUCUGAUGAAAACCCUUAUUCAGAACAAAUUUUCAACCGAUGUCAACGAACAAAUUGAGGUUCAAAUCAAAUGGGAUCUGGAUUUGAGCAUGUCUUCAUACCUAAAGCAAUUCAGCUUUGAUACAAAUGAAUUUGUAUGUAAAAACAUGAAAACAUCACAACUUGAAAUACAAAAUGUGACUGAAUAUGAAAACGCAAUACAUUUAACAUUCAAAUGUACAAGACGAUUUCCCUAUCAAAACUUCGUUGAGGAAAGAGGAUCAGUGUAUAGCAUAACAAAGAUGCUUUUUAGCAGUAUGUCAACGUCGCUGUUGCGAUUAUCCGUUUUUCUAGAUACAAGUUUACUUAAUGACUCAGGAUUUGGCCAAGGUCUGGUGUUUUACAUCAAUCCAUCGUCAAAAGUUUCGGAGGCUUUGAGGAGAGGAACAUUCACAAAAAUCAUUACAGCAAUGUUAGGAGGUGAAGACACAUCUGUAUUAAGAAACGUUGACAAUUUGAAGAUAAAAGCUAUCCUUGAAUACCGCGACGCAUCAAAAAUUGAAGUUUCUUCAUCCGAACAAGAGGAACAUAUAGUGAAUAAAGUAUUUGAUGAUCAUGAUUUGACAUUAGAACCCGUGAAGCAGAAAUCAAUCGUCGACCCUUUGUUUCAAGCCUGGGAAAUAGGAAAUCCAAACUUAGUGCUUGGGUUUCUUGAAGAAGGUGGGAAUCCUAACGUACGGAAUGAAAAGCUUCAAACUCCUUUGCAUUUGGCAUCUGACAGAAAUUUGCUCCGUAUUGUUGAAAAGCUACUUCUUUGUGGUGCUGAGAUAGAUGUCGUAGAUAAAAAUUUUGAUACACCACUUAUUUUAGCCUCUCGUAAUGGACAUUGGAAAAUAAUAGAAUCUCUCUUACAUAAAGGAAGCAAUUCUGAAAUCAGAGAUCGAAAUAAUUGUUCGCCUCUUUUCUUAACAGUGAAGAAUAAACACGGUUCUGCUUUGAAAAGUUUAUUGAAAUUUGGUGCUUUAGUAAAUUCUACUGGAAACAAUCAAGAAACUCCUUUACAUGUUGCAAGCAAGAAUGGAUCUUUAGAAAUAGUUAAUAACUUACUGAUAUACGGAGCCGAUGUACAUUGCAUCGAUAACGAUGGCAACACACCCCUGCAUGCAGCAUUGCUAAGUUUAACAGAUAAUUAUCAGCGUGGCGAAAUCGUGCAAAAAUUGUUAAACAGAGGAUCUCUUGUCAAUAUAGGGAACAAAACCAUGAAAACACCUGUAUGCAUUUCGUCUGAAAAUGGUUUCAAAGAUGUUACUGAAAUACUGGUGAAAGCCUCAGCAGAUAUUAACCUUUCCGAUUAUGAAAAUGAUUUACCUAUUCAUUUAGCGACCAGAAACGGCCACGCAGAUAUUGUUGAAAUAAUUUUAAAAUGUUCAAAUACUAGUAACAUCGAUAGAUGUAAUUCUAAAAAUGUGACUCCAAGAAUGCUAGCAAAAUUACAUGAGGAUAUAUUAAAGAUGUUUGAGGAAUUUGAAACAAAAGAAUUUCAAAGUAACCCUGCUAUGGAAUUUGCAAGAAAAGGCAUGAUGAGAGACCUUUUACCUUACAUCAAGCAAAAUACAAACUUGGACACCAAAGACCACCAAGGAAGAUCACUUUUACAUGUUGCAUCUUGUAAUGGACAUGUUGAUAUUGUAAGAUCUCUGGUCAAUUCAAAGGCGGAUGUAAACGCCGUUGAUUUCCUCUCAAAAUCUCCAUUAAGCAUUGCUGCAGAGAAUAAGUAUUAUUCAGUAGUGGAAUGUUUGAUUAACGCAGGGGCAGAUGCUAACAUAGUUGAUAGUUUUGGAAGAACGGCACUUCAUUAUGCUGUAAAAUCAGGUAAUAACGAAAUAUUAAGAAUAUUUCUGCAACGUCGACAUUGUGUUUACACAGAGGAUAUUGACGGAAAAACACCUCUCCAUUUCUGCGGAAUCUAUGGAAAUAAAAGUAUUGUGAAGGAUGUACUAGCUGUCAUAAUUAGCAUUGAUGUUAAUCAGUGCGAUCUUCAAAGGAUAUCACCUUUGCAUGAAGCAAUAAACAAUCAACAGCUUGAUGUAGCAGAAUUUCUUUUAACGCAUGGGGCCAAUGCUAAUUUUCCGAAUUCAAGUGGGAAAACACCCUUACACGUGGCUGCAGAAAUAGGCAGCCAUGCGGCUGCAGAUAUUUUGUUACGAUGUAAUGGACACGUUAACAAACGCGAUUAUUUACUUCAAACACCAGUUUUUCUUGCUGCUAGAUCGGGAAGAAGUGUCCUUUUGACCUUAAUAAAAAACGGAGCAGAUAUAAACUUGCCGGAUCAAAAAGGUCGAACCCCCUUGCAUGUCUCCCUAGAAAAUGGACACCUUUUUGUUAUGAAAAUUCUGAUGGAAUACAAUGCUGAGGUCAAUUUAAUGGAUAAAGAUGGAAAAACCCCAUUACAUUUGGCUUCAAACAUGGGCAAUUACGAAGCAUCUUCAAUUUUGCUAAAAGCAAAUGCCAAAGUAAAUGCUGUGGAUGGCAAUUGUUUUACACCCCUUCAUUAUUGUACAAAGAGUGUUGUAUUGAAAUUGUUAAUACAAAACGGUGCUUCUGUUAACUCAAAAGAUGUGAAUGGAAAUACUCCUUUACAUUCUGCUGUUGAAUUUUUCUGCAAGUCGGACUUGGCUACAAACACAGCAAGUGAAUAUCUCACUAUCGUUAAUGAUCUUUUGUCAAAUGAUGCAGAUAUUUCUCUAAGUAAUAACAAAAUGGAAACUGUCAUUCAUAAGGUUGUACGUGCUUCCAACUAUCAUUUAUUGAUAGAAUUAUUAAUUUUCUAUUUUAAUCCAGCCAAACAAAAAACGUUGACUGUGAUAGUGAACGAUUGUUUAAAACAAAGUAAAAACGCGUUUGUCAAUGAUGUCCUGAAGCGAUGGGUUUCCAUUCAACAAGCAACACAAAAUAGAGAACAAUUCGAAAGUAUGUACGCAGAGGAGAAAGAACUUUGUCCUUUUCAUCUCUUACAUCAGCACAAAGAGUGGCUUCAACAACAUGAUUACAAAAAAAGAGUCACUGCUCUUCAAAGAAUAUUGUCUGUAGAAACAGAUUUGAGUGGAAAGGAAAAAAGAAAAAGAAAGGUCUCCAUAGAGGAUUCAACUCGUGGUGAACGGUUGGAAAAAAUAUCGAAGGAAGAAGAUAAAAUGUAAUGGAGAAAGAUCACUGAAACGCAUCUGUACAAACAUUUAGCAGUUCACCACCAAAGUUACUGACUCAUAAAGGAAAAUUAGAGGUUCUUUAGGGAAAAUUUUUCAUCCAACUGAAUGAAACCUCUGUAGGUUGGCAUUUAAAACGUGAAAAGAAUAUACGAAAGAUAAUUAAAAUUUGAUUAAAUAAAAAUGUUGACAACUUUUAAUAAAGUUCAUAGGUUUUAAUAAUCAAACAUGUUCAUAUGACUCGUAAUCACCCUAUAUUCAUCAUGUGGUGGAAACUCGUAACCAGUGUCAAAAUGAAGAAAAUGGAAUCCUUAUAAGCAGGGAACAUUGUAUGUUUUACCUUAGGAAGUAACAAAAAGUCGUAUAGAAACAUUGAAUACGUUUAUGAAACACUGUGUGAGUUUGGAUUUUAAUAAAAUUCCUGUUGAAAAAGAAAAACAGUGGAAUUUAUAAAAAUGUUUUGAAGACAGUGACCUACAUUUUGAUGACUAUGUGAUAAGUCAGGUUCAAGAAGCUGAAUAUUAAGGAAUGCUAACAUUGCGUGUGUUGUUCGUUCAUUACAGAGAGAUAUGGACAUCAGGGCUAGUUGAAUUUAUACAGCUUACAUUAACGGAAGGACAGAUAUCAUGCUUAAAAUUAGGAAAUCGUUGUACAAAAAGAAAUUCUUUUGAAAUAUCAAACAUAAGCAAGGUGUAAAAUAUUUGAUAAAAAAGGAAAGUAUUGCAUAUGAACUCGCAUUAUUGACAAUUUAUCUGCCAUAGGAUGGGACAUUAUGCGAACAUUUAUUUAGGACUCAGUGAUGACUUUUAUAUAGGUAUAAGAACGAUACCAUUAUGUUUAAGGUUUUUAUCAACAUUUCUUAUGAAUGAUUAAGUUAACGAAUUUUGCUUAUACAUAUUUCAUGCUGUACUGAGUCAUCUGCUGAGCACAUAAUUACAGCCACUUCCAAGGUAAACAAAACAUUGGCUCUCAUUCAAAAUCUGCUUCAGAAUUUUAUAAGAUCAAUACUAUUUGGAGUAUUGUUGUUUGUGUUUGUAAAAAUAAAUGUGAAUGUCAUUUGAUAACUGCUUUCAAUUGGUAGCUAUUUUUCUACCAAGCACGUAACCCUAACACAAAUCUCUAUCUUGUUUUAUAGAUAUAUCAUUGUAACUAGAUACAGAGUGGUGUCUUUAUUCGUCUAAGGAGGAAAAAAAGAGAGAUAGGGAAAAUUUUAAUUCGUUUGAAUGUAGGAAAACAUACCUUUAGCUUAUACAUUUAAUUUCGUCAAUUUUGUUGGUAGUAUAAAUCAACAAAAUUAAAUCAAUGAAUGCAUAAAGAUUACGAUAUGACGGAUGCCAAAAAAAUCUUAUGUUCUUAUGUUGUUAUUAAUAUCAUAUUUAUCACACUAGCCUUACAAAAUAUGCCAAUACAAUACACAAUGAAUUAUAUAGCUUAUCCGGUUGUUCAAUUAAUUCCAAUUUUAAAAUGAUUUCAUACUGAUUCACACUGAUUAAUAGUAUGAGAUAUUUAUUAAAUUUAUAUGUAAAGGUGUUUGGUCUCCAUUUUCAGUUUUUCGUAAGUAAAUACGUACAAUACUUGUACUUAAAACGAGAUUCGAAUCUUUGUUCGUCAAAUUUUUAAUGAAAAAGGUGUUGUUUAUUUGUGUGUAAUUCUUUGCCAGCUUUUAAUUAGGUGAGCUUUGUUUAUGGUUAAAACAACGGAAUCAAUUUGAUUUGAUUUGACGUUUUACUCUACAUAAAUUGGGAUUGGGCGCAAUUUCCAUAACUUAAACCGCACUCUUCCAAUACAAAUAUAUUAUACAAGAGAAAUGUAUGUGUAUAUCUGCAGCAACUAUCAACAUGCCGUCAUGCAAGUUUGACUUUAUCUCCGAUAUAUCAUAAAAGCUAUUCAAUCCUAUAGAUAUAAAAUAAAUAUAAUUUAUAAAGAGUGAAUUUUUCCUUAAAACCCAGAGAAAAUAUGGCCGCAUAAAUUUUAAUGUUUCAUCCGAUUUUAUUAAAGACCAUGAAAAUCUAAGCUUCUCCAUAUUCACAUCUCAAUCAAUGGUUGCUUAAUGUAGCUUUCAGACAUAUACACCUGACAGUUUAUGAAAGUCCUUUAAUAUGCAACUGUAAAUAUGCUAUUAUGAGUUUGUUUCUCUUUUAUCUCCUGACAUUUGUCCUCUUGUGCACAUGCAUUAAGUUUAUUGUAAUUUGUGUACAAUUAUAUUUACAUAUAUAUGAAAUAAAGUAUG